UGGCGUUUUAGCUCAUUUACCUACAUGCUAAAAAGGACUUAUUCACUUUGAAUUUGGCACGUAUUAAAAUUAGUAUGAUUUUGAUGGUGGGUUAAAUAAAAUUUCGUGCUGAAUUCAAAAAAAAAAAUAUAUAAAAGAUGUUCUAUUAGUUAUUGUUAAACUAAGUUUUUAUCGACAGUUAUAUUUAAAUUAAUGGCUGCAUACCUCCUUUUGAAUAGGGAUCAAAUAAAUUGUAGUUCAUUUACAAACUACAGAUGUUCAUAUAUACCUAGAUGAAGGCAUGUGCCUAAUUGAGAAAUGAUAAGCCUAGGAAAAAUGUGAUGUGUAUCCUAGGCAAGAUUCCUAAAUGAUUACGAUUAGACAUGUUCAGUUCUUGAUUCGGAGGUGGUAUCAAGAUUUGAUGAACACGACCUGAGAUUUGGAUCGUGCUUUGGAGAUUCAGCUCAGACGAUUCAGAGCUGCCAUAAAGUUUCUGACAAUUGGAGAAGACAAUCUCGAGAUUCACGGCGAUCAAAGGUACGGAGAACAUGCAAACAAUCUCAAACGAAAUCGGGAUGGAGAUCGAUGGAUUCUGGCGAGAUAGUUCCGGCACUGCCUUCUCUUCUCUCGGUUAAAGAAACGAAGCCAUGUGUGGACCGCGUGUCACUACGAGCUUCAUUGUUAGCUUUUAAGGUACUGGGCUUUAUUAUUUUGGGCUAAGAAACUAGAGCCGUUUUUAACGAGACGAUACGUUGACAAAAAAAAAGUACAGUGCAACUGUUCGAAGCGAAAAUCAUAAAGAGGAAGUUGGAACGUUAACAAAAAUUCUAAACUCUAAAUUAGCGCCAAAUAACUUCUAAACUAUUUUGACCAAAAAAAAAAAGAAAAACCAAAUCAGCCAGACAGAGAAGAAUGUGGAAGAAAGGAGAGCUAGUGUGGGUGAGACUAAACCCGUCAGAUCCAUGGAUUCCGGGUCGGAUCCUUGAUCCAUCCGAACCGUUAGGAAUCCUCGUUUCCUUCUUCGACCUGAUGAAACCACGCUACGUUCCAAAGCCUUGUCUCCGAAGCUUCGAUCGCGAUUUCGAAACUCUAGUUGAAGAUUCGUUGAGGUUCCGCCGCUUCGUGAACAGAGCUCUGCAAACGCACUUCUGGCACAUCUCCUUUGGGCUUUGGUGUUCUUGCCAAUCGCCGAUCGAUUCGCCGUACUUGGAGAGAGGAUACUCUCUCCCUUGUUCUCCUCCUCUUAGCUCCGAUUCGGCUCUGAGUUUUGUUAGAGAGAUGGCCGUUUCGCGAGGAGUGCCUCUUCGGAGAUUAGCUGAGACCAACGGUUCGACCGCUCAGAUCCUUAGCUUUAGGCGUUACGCUGUUGAUUUCAAUCGCUCUGAAUCUGUCUAUGAAGAAGUUAUAGAAAGUGCAAAGCUAAUGGAUAGUGCAGAGGAACAAGAUUGGUAUCUCGAUUCCUCCAACAACAGUAGUGAUUUGAGUCUAAGAGAUCCAUUGCCUAAGGAUAUCCAUUGCUGUUCUGUUGACAAAGUAGUUCAGAGUUGGAAUCCGAGGAGCCCUGUGAUCAGCUCUGAUCCUUGCGUUAUGAAAGCUUGUGCAACCAUGGCUAGAAGAGUUGAGACUGAUGUUCAGGUGGAGGAGGAGCAUAAGAGCGCUGUAGAAGAGUUGGAAGAUAGAAAUGAAAAGGAUGUUGAAGAUGAGAAAGGUCACAGUGAAACAAGUGAUAAGGAAGAUGAGACAUCUAAGAGAGAAGAGGAGGUGGAGACUGAGAACCUGAACUGUAGUGUUAGAGAAGAUGGAGAGGCAGAGAAGUUACAAGAUACAAUUGACGAGGAGGCUGGAGUUGAGACAUCAGAUGGUGAGUGUGGUGAUGAAGAAGAAGAAGAGGAAAAGGCUGAGGAGUCGAGGAGUAAUAAGAAGGUAGAUUUAAGGAAAAUGACACUAGGAGAAUGGUUUGAAUUCAUGGAGGUUCACGUGCAGAAACAGAUAGUUGAGGAGACGGAGAAGAUGUUUGAGCUAAUGAGAAGUAAAGCUUUGAGAGUUGACCAGUAUAUUGCAGAGCAGAAGCAAGCAAUGGGAAAAGGGAGUGUGUGAGUUAAUUAUCUAUACCUGAGAGUACCAUGAUCCUCCUUUCUAAGUUAAGAUCUUUGUUAAUGUUGUUAUGUGGGUGAGAUUGUUAAAAGCACCUGUAUAACUCACUUGGUGCUAUUCGACAUGAUGAUUUUGUUUUGUGCUAGGAACCACAACUUGUUCGAGUUUCUUCUUCAUUGUUAAUAAAUAUUAGGCAA
Molecule: messenger RNA, 2270 nt
Organism: Brassica rapa (field mustard)
Lineage: Eukaryota; Viridiplantae; Streptophyta; Magnoliopsida; Brassicales; Brassicaceae
Source: RefSeq, a predicted model, not a curated record